Corticium candelabrum is the source of this 1262-nucleotide messenger RNA. RefSeq names its product iodotyrosine deiodinase-like. The transcript has a single exon. Gene Ontology annotation, cellular component: plasma membrane. Bases 35 to 895 code for a protein of 286 amino acids. Gene Ontology annotation, molecular function: oxidoreductase activity. Lineage: Eukaryota; Metazoa; Porifera; Homoscleromorpha; Homosclerophorida; Plakinidae. The record is from RefSeq and is a predicted model, not a curated record.
CGGCUCUGCCUGUGCCCAAGGCGAGGACAACCAAAUGGUCGUCGUUCAACUUGUCCAAUGGCUCAUGUCAACUGGUAGACUGUUUUAUAGUGGAGUAGGAGUGGCGUUACUUGUGUUACUACUUGUCUACGUACUGUUUCAAAAAACAAAGAAUGCUGAAACUCCAAGUGAGAAAGACGAAACAAACACUGAUGUGGACAUGUGUGAGGAAGAAGUAGACAAUGAUGUAAUGGAUGUGGAGCAUAUCCCAUUUGUUCAUAACCGUAUUAGUGAAGCCGAAAUGAAAGCAAAGUCGAAAGAUUUUUUCACUCUAAUGAACAAGCGCCGUUCUGUUCGAUUCUUCAGUGAAGAGAAUGUCCAACCCGAGAUUAUAGAGGAACUUAUACGAACAGCAGGAACAUCACCAAGUGGAGCACACAAGCAGCCUUGGACUUUUGUAGUUGUAAAAGAUAAAACCUACAAAAUGAAGAUCAGAGAAAUUGUUGAAAAAGAAGAAGAAAUAAACUAUUCAAGAAGAAUGGGCACACAAUGGGUAGAAGACCUGAGGCCUAUCAAGACCACAUGGGCGAAACCAUACCUGGAAACGGCUCCUUAUUUAAUAUUAGUUUUUAAGCAAACAUAUGGUAUUGGUCCAAAUGGAGAACGUCUUGUGCACUACUACCAUGAAAUCAGUUGCAGCAUUGCUUGUGGUUUUCUGUUGGCAGCCAUUCACUAUUCUGGCUUAGUGACUGUAACGCAUACACCACUUAAUGCAGGCCAGGCUCUCAAAGAACUACUGGGUCGUCCUGUUAAUGAGAAGCUACUGCUGUUACUGCCAGUCGGUUAUCCUGCCAAAGAUGCUACUGUUCCCGACUUUCAGAGGAAGCCACUGGAACAAAUCAUGAUUUGGAAAUAAUUAUUGCUUAAUUAACAUUUGAGGUGUGCAUGUGCUACAAUAGUUGGUAAUACACGGUUUUGAUAUCACCAGGCUGCUUCUCUGUUUUCUAGGACACUUUGCAUUAGUGUUUGAUGUUGCUUAGCUAGUUGUAUAUUCUUUUCUUCCUGCAUUUGCAUGAUUCAGCUGGUAACAUGCAAGUAUUAGGUGGCGCUAUUACUGAGUUGUGACUAACUGACACAUUGCAUCAGUGAGUGAACCUAGAUCUAGCGCGUGCGAAACAGGUACAGCUACAUAUAGAGCUAUAGCACACUCAUUUUAUGCAAUUCCCAUUGCGACCUAUAUAAGCGACGUCUAUUGAAUCAGUUUCGUUGGUUGUUUGUCGACU